Messenger RNA from Nomia melanderi (Alkali bee), 2229 nucleotides. RefSeq names its product glutathione hydrolase 7. Gene Ontology annotation, molecular function: glutathione gamma-glutamate hydrolase. Gene Ontology annotation, biological process: glutathione catabolic process. The record is from RefSeq and is a predicted model, not a curated record. Lineage: Eukaryota; Metazoa; Arthropoda; Insecta; Hymenoptera; Halictidae. Gene Ontology annotation, cellular component: plasma membrane.
UUAUUAGAUUGAACAAACGAAUCAGCCAAGAUCAUAGGUGUAAAACAUAAAUCACAAUCAUAUUGCCUUACCAGAGCUCUGAAUUGUAAUCUAAGAAACAAACUUUAAUUUAUCCAAACAGUUGCAGAAGAUAAAUAAUCAAGUAUGAAAUGUAUCAUUACUUACUUACUAUACCUCACCAUUGGUGCACAGACUUUUAUCAUUCGUGGUUCUUUUAACAUUUCCACUAUAUCAACUGCCAUUUUAAUUUCUGUUUAUACCUUAUAUCAAUGAAAAGUUGAGAAACCAUUAUAAAACAACAACAAAUGUAUUUUUAGUUCUAUUCAUUCCUUUCUUAUCUUCUAUGAAAAUAUAUUGUAAAUGUGUACCUAAUAAAUACAAAUGUUCAAAUCAUAAUGCAAAUUCAUUUUAUUUCUUAUGAGAUGUUUUGGUACCAUAAAAUUUACAUUAAUUAAUUUAAGCAUUAUAAAAUAAAAAGUAGGUCGAAUUUACAGUUAUACAAACACAAUGCAUGUAUAUUUUCUGAACACAAUAUUGUCUCAUUGACAUUUAAUUCUUUACAUUCGAAUUAAUCCAUAGAUUUAGAAUGCAUUACAAUAACUCUCGUCCCACAGAAGAAUGUCCUUUAACGAAGAGUAGAAGUUAUAGACAUAAGAUAAAUUUGUACUGUGGAGAUGGUUUGAAAUUUAUUAUAAGCUGUUUUACUAUUUUGACUAUCUCCAUUACAACAACAUUAAUUUUGCAAAUACUUUAUGCCGAAGAAACACCUCAGGAUAAAGCUGGUACUCAUGGAGCGGUUGCAACUGAUUAUACAAAUUGUUCACAAAUUGGAACUAAAAUAUUACGAAAAGGUGGUAAUGCGAUAGAUGCAGCUAUAGCAGCAACCAUUUGUAUGACAAUUGUUGCCCCACAUAAGACUGGUCUUGGUGGGGGUGGCUACAUUAUGAUAUACAAUCAUAAAGAACGAACAAGUCCAGUUAUUAUUGACUUUGCCAAUAAUACUAUUGGAGGUGCUUUUGAACAAAAUGGAAUGCGUGUACCAGCUGUAUUAAAAGGAUUAGAAUAUGCACAUAGUUUAAAAGGUAAAUUACCAUGGAGUGAAAUUGUCAAACCUUCUGUAACUUUAGCUACAGAAGGAUUUGUUGUAUCCAAGGAAUUAGCCAGUGAAAUAUCAAAAAAUAUUAAUUAUGAAAUAUUGUAUGGGCACCUUAGUGCUGGGGAUACAUUGAAGUUACAAGAUCUUGGUGACAUGUUAAGUGCUGUAGCACAAUAUGGCUCUAGAGUGUUAUACAAUGGAACUUUCUCACAGAAACUUUUACAUGACAAGGAUAAACUUUCAGAGCUGCUUAUACAGUUAGCUAAUUAUAAACCUCUUGUGUAUCCAGCAAAAAAAACAAGUUUUCAUAAGCAUGCUAUAUAUUAUCCUCCACAUAUCAUAUUGUUAGAAUCAAUGAUCUUAUCAUUGGAAAAUCUAAAAGUAUCUAUUGAAAAUGCUUCUACAAUAGAAGCACAAGCACAGCUAGCUGCAGCAUUGAUACAUUCAACUUCUAUUCCAUUGCAACUAAAACAAAAUGCUGAGGAGGAAAAAUACACUGGAGUAAUGGCAAUGGAUUGGGAAGAUAUUUACGUUUGUAUCAUAACUGGACUUAGUUCACCAUUCGGUCUUGGACACAUGUCUAAUGCUGGUUUCUUAUUUGACAAAAGUGAUACAAAUAAUACUCUGUCUAUGCUUACUCCAAUCAUUUUCCAUAAUGAUAUUGCAUUGUGUGGAUUGAGAGGAGUUUUUGGAACAGAUGAUACAUUAAUUGUAGGACAAUUAUUAUACAAUAUUAUUGCACGCGAAUUAAAUGUUUCCGAGGCUAUAGAAUAUCCAAGGUAUUACUUUUUAUCAGAUGGACUUGCUGUAGAAAAUGAUCAGAAACAUUCUGUAAAUAUUCUAUUACGAAAUCAAUUAAACUCAAUGGCACCUACACUGCAUAUGGACACAAAUUUAAUAUUAAAAAGUGUGAAUGCAAUCAUAAAAAGGAAAGAUUCAAUGUCAAGUCAUUCAGACAGUCGGGGAGGUGGUCUUUCAUCAAGAUAUUAAGAAAUGUGUUUUACUUAAUAUUUUAUUUUAUAAAAUAUUAAUAUACUCUUCAUUAAGACUUAUUUCUAGAUAAAUUUUUAUACAAUGAAACUUAAAAAUAAUAGUAUUUUUAUUAUAUAUUUAUAUGUACACAAAAUAUAUAC